AUGUUUCUUUCAUUUAGUCUCUCAACAUUAUCCAUCACUCGUUUACUGAUUCAAUGUGGAGCCGAUGUAAAUCAAAUUUGUGAUCGUCAGAGAAAUCGACCAUUAUAUCUUAUUGCAAAAUGUUCAAAUAUUGCAAUAGCAAGUCCUAUUAUUGAAUUACUUUUCGCAUCGGGUGCCCAUCUUGAUACCAAUAAUCUUAUGAAUCGUUUGCCGCAGGAUAUAGCACGGACAUCUGAUAUUAGAAAAUUACUUUGUAGAAGUCAAAAACUCUCGUUCAAGUGUCGAUGUGCUCAAAUAAUUGCUUCAUCGAAGUUUUAUUAUUAA
This is a messenger RNA of Rotaria sp. Silwood2, 324 nucleotides long. The record is from the annotation of a GenBank genome assembly. NCBI's taxonomy places the organism in Eukaryota, Metazoa, Rotifera, Eurotatoria, Philodinida, Philodinidae.